Cyclocybe aegerita is the source of this 525-nucleotide messenger RNA. The record is from the annotation of a GenBank genome assembly. Lineage: Eukaryota; Fungi; Basidiomycota; Agaricomycetes; Agaricales; Hemipholiotaceae.
AUGCCUGCACCACGCGUCCGGAAAGUUAAACGCCCAAGCGACGCAGGCGCAGGAAAGCUAGCCUAUCGUGCUCAUCUCGAAGGCCUACCGGUGUAUCUAUUGUACAAGCUUUCAGUAUUGAGAAAGCUUGUACAGUCGACUACGGUUCAAAGUCCGGAACCUGAAAGUUGGCCUCGCGUCCCACGCGAGGAUUCAAUCGAUGCGCACGUUUUCUGUCUCUUUGUUUAUUUCACUGUUUCUCCUCCUUCUGUUUCUCUCGCUAGAUAUCCUGCUCCCAUGAUACCAAUGGUUCCGCUGCAUUCCGCGUUCAUUCCGGCUCGCUCGGUCGUUGAGCCUGUUGCCUACCAAUGGUGCCCGUUACCACUUCUUGCACAUUCAAGGCUGACGCCUGGCUUUCAUUUCACCGGUACACAUGUUAGGAUUUUAGCUUUCGAACUCGGACUUCUACCAGUAACGGUCGUCGGUGGGUGGACCGGCUGCCGGGUCGAUGCUUCAUCGCCGACCGGGCCUCAAGGCGUCAUCUAG